This is a messenger RNA of Oldenlandia corymbosa var. corymbosa, 1067 nucleotides long. NCBI's taxonomy places the organism in Eukaryota, Viridiplantae, Streptophyta, Magnoliopsida, Gentianales, Rubiaceae. The record is from the annotation of a GenBank genome assembly.
AUGCUCUAUAUAAGUAACUAAUUUCUCUUUAGUCGCCAUAUGUGAAAAAAGACUAGUAGUAAACUAAGGAGAUGGAUACUUAUGGUGUUAGUAGUACGCAUACCUAUGUGUAUAGGCAAUCGGCCACUCGGAUUACAAUUCUAGCUCAUUUAUUUGGCAUUACUGCCAUCAUUCUUUUGCUUGUUUGGCUUCUCCAUUUUCGCGAAGGCAUUCAUCUUGAUUCCGACAAUCCUUUUCGUAUUUUUAAUGUUCAUCCAUUUAUGAUGUUUUUUGGUUUCAUAUUUUUUGUUGGUGAAGCAAUGAUGGUUUACAAGACCGUACCAGCACCAAGAAACGUGCAAAAAAUAGUCCAUUUGUUGCUUCACUUGUUGGCAAUCGCUUUUGGAAUCAUCGGAUUGCAUGCAGUUUUCAAGUUCCAUAGCAAGGCCAAUUUCGCAAAUUUGCGAAGCUUGCAUUCUUGGAUCGGAAUUGGCACCUUCUCCUUGUUUAUUUUGCAGUGGUUAUUUGGGCUGGUCACGUUCAUGGUUCCGGGGUCAACUACGGGAACAAGGGCAAGGGCUGCUCCAUGGCACAUUUCCGGCGGUAGAGCACUUUUCUACAUGGCAAUCAUCGCAGCUGAAACUGGUUUGAUGGAGAAAGUGACCCUCUUGGAAUUACAAUAUUCCACAGAAACGAGAUUGAUUAAUUUCCUUGGACUUGCAAUUCUUCUUUUUGGCAUCACGGUUGAUCUUUCUGUCGCGCUUGCUCGAUAUGUAUGAAUUUUGGUGCACUACUUUCUUGAUGAGUCUAAGGAAAAGAGAAUAUAUCAAGGAUAUGGUUUUCAUGUAAAAAUGUACAGUCAUGGAUUGUCAUGUAUGAAUAGACUGUAAUGAAGCAAUUUUUUCUAAUAAAGUAUCGAUAGAGACAAUGACUAAAAUAACAUAGUGAGUAAAACAACAUAGUGACGGAGGUGAUUGUAUUUUUUCUAGUCGUUAGUUUGUUUGCAACAUUAAUAAUUACUGGAUUGUUACACGGUAUUAUAAGUUCAUUCUCUUUACUCAAAAAGUGAUAGAGCACAAGAUUGCAAG